This is a messenger RNA of Propithecus coquereli (Coquerel's sifaka), 975 nucleotides long. RefSeq names its product glycine-N-acyltransferase-like 1 (gene GLYATL1). Gene Ontology annotation, molecular function: L-glutamine N-acyltransferase activity; glycine N-acyltransferase activity. Gene Ontology annotation, cellular component: mitochondrion. Gene Ontology annotation, biological process: L-glutamine metabolic process. The record is from RefSeq and is a predicted model, not a curated record. Lineage: Eukaryota; Metazoa; Chordata; Mammalia; Primates; Indriidae.
AUGCUUCUACUGAAUAAUUCCCAGAAGCUUCUAACCCUAAACAAAUCCUUGGCCAGAAGCAUCCCUGAGUCCCUAAAGGUUAGGUCCCUUUCUCUCCUCCUUCAAGCGUAUGGCUCUGUAUAUUACAUCAGUCAUGGUAACCCCUUCAACAUGGAGGUGCUGGUGGACUCCUGGCCUGAGUAUCAGAUGGUUAUUAUCCGGCCUCAGAAAUAGGAGAUGACUGACGACAUGGACCCAUAUGUGAACACAUAUUGUGUAUUCUCCAAAGUUCCUCAAAAAUUACAGAAAGUCCUGGAAAAUAGUGAAGUCAUAAACUGGAGACAGAUAUUCCACAUCCAAGGUUGUCAAGAAAGUUUGGGUGAGGAGAUAACAGCAGUUACAUUUUCAAAGUCAGUGAGGAUAAACCACUUGAAGGCAGUCCUCUGUAUAAACGAAGAUAUCCUGAGGCUCAAUGUCUCGAAGAGCAAGGCUGGAAGCUGGUGUGAGGUGGAACACGGAGAUGAUGAAUUUGAGAGUGAUGAUCCUAAUUUUAAGAUUUCCCAACUGGAUAUCUCUCAUGCUGGGCUGAUAAAUGCCAGCUGGAGGCCAGGACGGAAUGAAAAGAGCCCACAUUUCAUCCAGCGCUGCCUACAGAAGCUGCCAGCGUACUGUAUGCUGGGCCCAGGAGGGGUCCCGGUUUCAUGGAUCAUCAUGGACUCCUCUUGUGAACUGAGAAUGGCCUACGCUGUGGAAAGAUACCGAAGCAAAGGCAAAGUGACACAGGUGUUGGAGCAUUAUGCGAAGUAUCUGGGUCAGAAGAAUAUUCCAUUUUCUCUCUCUGUGCUGGAAGAGAAUGAAAAAUCCAACAGAAUUGUGAUGCGGUUUGGUUUAUUUGCGGCUGCAUGUGGGUGGCACAGCUGGAUAUGCUACCCACAGAAAUUAGUUCCAUUUGUUCAAACAAUGAAGCUUAGCCCUCCUGGGCAAGCCCUCGCUUAA